GAUAAGAACAAGGCUCCUUGUUGCUGGCCCCACAUCACAACACUGAAAGUUCUACUUGGACAAAGAAAACAAGAUGGCUGCACUUCUUGCAGAAAACUUCCGCUUCCUCUCGCUAUUCUUCAAGAGCAAAGAUGUGAUGAUUUUCAAUGGCCUGGUUGCCUUGGGCACAGUUGGAAGCCAGGAAAUCUUCUCAGUAGUUGCAUUCCACUGCCCAUGCUCCCCAGCUAGGAACUACAUCUACGGAUUGGCUGCCAUGGGUGUACCAGCCCUGGCCUUGUUCCUUAUUGGUGUCAUCUGGAACAACCACACUUGGAGCCUGGUAGCAGAAUGUCACAGACGAGGAACCAAGAACUUUUCAGCAGCAGCAACCUGCUUGAUCUUUGGCUCAGUCAUGGGGCGAGCUGCAGUGGCUCCUGUCACAUGGUCGAUGAUUUCCCUGCUUCGUGGAGAGGCCUAUGUCUGUGCCAUGAGUGAAUUUAUGGAUCCUUCCUCCUUGUAUGAAUUUCCACCUGGCUAUGGAGCCGAUAUCAUGGCCAGAUUCCCUUGUGACGAUCUGCCGGGAAACUUGACGAUAUUUAAGGAUGAAGUUAUAAGGCGAUUAAAAUAUGAAUCACAGCUUUUUGGGUGGAUGCUCCUUGGUGUAGUUGCAGUUCUAGUGUUUCUCACCAAAUGCCUGAAGCAUUGCUGCUCACCACUCAGCUACCGGCAGGAGGACUACUGGGAUCAAUACCGAUCUAAUGAGACCAAACUGUUCCAUCGCACUGCAGAGGUGCAUUCUAAGGUCAUGGCUGCCAACAAUGUCAAAAAAUUCUUUGGUUUUGUAUGCUUAGAUAAGGAAGAAAAGGAAUUGGUACAGGAGUACCCUGUGGAAGAUGUCCAGCCCAGGCCACAAUGGGAUGCCAUCACUGGGGUCUGUAUCUAUCGGGAGAAUAAAGGCUUCCCUCUCUACAGCCGUCUUCAUAAAUGGGCCAAAGGUGUAGUGGGAUGCAACUCAGGUCCUGAUAACCAGGAAAUGGUCUUCCUUGCUGCCUAAGAUAACUGAACGUGUCCAGCAAUCUCUUCAUACUCUGUGCGCCAUGCUCAGCUAGUGCAUAAAACUGAUGGAUUGUUUGUGAAUUACCAACUGAGCGACACAGGUAGCCUACUCCUCAUGGGAGUUGAAUCAAAGACCAAUGGCAAUUGUGUCUUACUAGGGAGUUCUCCUCUGAAAGAUCAAAGCUUUGCUGCUUUGGCAGAAGAAUAGUACUAAACUUGAGAUAACCAAGUGAAGCUUGAUUGUUGACUGGCAGCAGGGUUUGCAGAUGCCAGACACAGAGAAGUCCUCAUAAGAGACACACAUGUGUAGCAGCAAGGUUUAUCCUCAUUUAAGGCACAAAACAAUCUUACCAAGCUUAUUAUUUUGACUGCUGCUACCUAAAUUGUACUUCUUUAGUAGCUUUCCUCUAGGAAGACUGAAACCAGAGUGUGGACAUCGAGAGAAAGCCACCAGUGAUAACAUAGAUGACUAACUCAGGAACUUUACUGUUGCCUGGCAUGAUUUAAGUUUGGAGGAGAUGGGACUGUGGAAUUCCGUCUUUGCAAGUGGCAGCUGCUCAGCUUUCCCUUAAUUUGGUUUUAAAAAACAGAACUGGACCGAAUUAUCUCCUUUGAUCAAUGAUACUGUGCUUUGAAAUGGCACGCCUGUACUAUUGCACUUGGAAAUCUUGUUUAUAAUUAUGGGUUUUCCACAUUGCUGCACUUUACAUAACAGAAGCACAAUUUCUUGCUCUGAAGGUCUAGCAAAUACAGCCAUCUUUACUUGGAAGAUAGCAGAUGGGGCCAUCCAUAGACAAGGCAGGGGUUGCUAGCUACAUAGUCAGGGGAUUCUUCAGGCAUGCAGAAAAACAUUUUACUUUAAGAAAGCCCCCGCCUUCUCUCUCACACACAAACACACAACCCUGAUGAAGACUGAGCCUUCAGGUUUCCCUGUCAUAGGUACAGAGAUCAGUUAGAGGAGGAAAAAGGAAAUGGGAAGGGAAAGUUAGUCAGGCUCAAUACCUUUAAUAUAUGUUACCCUGAAGGAGGAAAUUCCCAAUCACUUAUUCUUUGUCACCCAUGAUUUCUUAUCAGAAUAAGGCAACACAGUGUACAAAUGCUGAAACUGUAACAAAACCACUGAGGUAAAACAGAAUUUCAGAUAAAGAAUAUGAAUAAACCAAUCUCGUGUACAGAUGUAUUCGGUGUACUUAUUUCUUUAGAAAUAUAAGUACAUAGAAUACAUAGACACACAAUUGGUUUAUUCAUAUUUGAAAUUCUGUUCUCCACAGUGGUUUUGUUACAGUUUCAACCCAUGAUUUCUUGGCAGGUCCCUAUUUCCCC
Molecule: messenger RNA, 2358 nt
Organism: Gekko japonicus
Lineage: Eukaryota; Metazoa; Chordata; Lepidosauria; Squamata; Gekkonidae
Gene: CALHM2
Product: calcium homeostasis modulator 2
Exons: 2
Coding region: 74-1033 (319 amino acids)
Molecular function (GO): monoatomic cation channel activity
Source: RefSeq, a predicted model, not a curated record